Molecule: messenger RNA, 465 nt
Organism: Cyanidioschyzon merolae strain 10D
Lineage: Eukaryota; Rhodophyta; Bangiophyceae; Cyanidiales; Cyanidiaceae
Product: actin depolymerizing factor
Exons: 1
Coding region: 1-465 (154 amino acids)
Biological process (GO): actin filament depolymerization
Cellular component (GO): actin cytoskeleton; cytoplasm
Molecular function (GO): actin filament binding
Source: RefSeq, a predicted model, not a curated record
AUGGCGUCUGGGGUUUCGGUUGAUCCAGCGUGCUCUGCGGAGCUUUUGACCCUUAUCCGUGCGUGUCCGCGCCAGUACCGAGCGGUUAUUUACCGAGUGUCGCCUGACCUUCGUACGAUUAUAGUGGACCGCGUUCUGCCGUCGUCGAACAUCACUGGUCGGAGCGCCGUGGAAGAUUGGAAGGAGUUUACGAGUGACAAGUACCUACCCCGGGACGAUUGCCGGUACGCGGUCUACGACUUUGAGUUCGAUACUGCGGAGACGGGAAAGAAGAACAAAAUAAUUUUCUUGCUCUGGUCCCCCGCUAGCGCACCGAUCCGGUCAAAGAUGGUUUACACUUCUUCGAGGCAAGCGAUCGUCGCAGUUCUCGACGGUGUCCAAAAGGAGGUGCAGGCGACCGACGAGGAGGAACUCGAGUAUGCAUGGGUCGAGUCGCAGGUGCGCCUCGCGUCAUCCGCGCGCUAG